UCGUUAAGUUUUUUAGGGUUCUUCAAAUGGCGAUGUGCUCCUUGAGCGUUGCGACUGCCGCGAAUUUGGCGCCGCAAGCGCCCCAGCAGCAGCAGCAGCUCUGGCGAUCGAAUGCGCUGGUGUCGUGGAAUGGAGGGGCAGGCGGGGGGAAGAAUCCCGUGAAUGCGGCGAAUCGGUGCUCGCUGAGCUGCGGCAGGCAGGGAAAUAUGACGUUUCGAGCUGCCAUCGCUCAAGCUUCCACUCCAUUGUCUCAGUGGUCUGGUAAUGGAGAAUUUGGAGAGGAGGAAUACAACGAAGACGCGGAUUCUUUCUCGUAUCUCGUCAGCACUGUCCAGUGUAUCUUACAUUUCAAAUAUCGAGUCGGGCACACGCUCGAUGAAUAUGACGCCAAGCUAAUCCAAGAAGAAGUCUUACGGUUUCAUCCAAGAGCGGCUGAGAAGAUCGGUUGUGGCGUGGCAAGCAUAAUGAUAAACUAUCACCCGGAUUAUAAUCGAAGCCGGUGCUUCAUGAUCAACAGACUAGACGAGUCCGUUUGUGACUUCUCGUACAGGAAGUGCAUGCUGGAGCGAGCAAGGCUGAAAGGAAUUCACUUGGUAGCUGCGAGAAAGCUCUUGAAUAUGGACUAUAUAAACAUUUCCGACCAACGCCGGAGUCCAGAGUGAGAGUUUGUUUGAUACAUACUGAUCCGUGUUUGUAUUUUUAACAACCAUUGUAUGUACUAAACAUUUUGGAAAUUUUUUUUGGUC
This is a messenger RNA of Selaginella moellendorffii, 746 nucleotides long. Its product is annotated as protein DCL homolog, chloroplastic. The coding region runs from base 27 to 662 and encodes 211 amino acids. Lineage: Eukaryota; Viridiplantae; Streptophyta; Lycopodiopsida; Selaginellales; Selaginellaceae. The transcript has 5 exons. The record is from RefSeq and is a predicted model, not a curated record. Gene Ontology annotation, cellular component: chloroplast. Gene Ontology annotation, biological process: chloroplast organization; chloroplast rRNA processing.